This is a messenger RNA of Elaeis guineensis (African oil palm), 811 nucleotides long. Its product is annotated as ferredoxin, root R-B1. NCBI's taxonomy places the organism in Eukaryota, Viridiplantae, Streptophyta, Magnoliopsida, Arecales, Arecaceae. Gene Ontology annotation, biological process: electron transport chain. The record is from RefSeq and is a predicted model, not a curated record. Gene Ontology annotation, molecular function: 2 iron, 2 sulfur cluster binding; electron transfer activity.
GGAAGAUCCAUCAUUCAUUGUGGCAUCCUGAAAACCCCCGUGAAGCCUCGAUCUCAUUUCUCUUUCAAUUAAGUUGGAUCUGCCCGAGAGGUCGCCGUACGACCCACCCUCAAGGUAACACAAUGUCGACGGUUGCCAUUCCGACUGCCUACACAGUCAAAAGCAGCAUCAGAAGCCAAGGCCGAUCGGUGCUGAUCAAGAGCCCUUGCUCACUGAGCUGCUCAAAGAGCAUCUCAAAAACAUCCUGUCUGAAGAUAUCCAACCAUUUCAGGGCAUCUGCAAUGGCUGUUUACAAGGUGAAGCUCAUUGGACCAGAGGGGCAGGAGCACGAGUUUGAUGCUCCGGAUGACGCCUACAUUCUGGACUCUGCUGAGGCCGUAGGAGUGGAGCUGCCUUACUCAUGCAGGGCAGGGGCAUGUUGCACGUGUGCUGGCCGCAUGGAGUCCGGUGAAGUCGACCAGUCCGAUGGAUCCUUCCUCGAUGAAUCGCAGAUACAAAAGGGUUAUCUCCUGACUUGUGUCUCCUAUCCGAGAGCAGACUGCGUCAUUCACACUCACAAGGAAAAUGAGCUUUUCUGAUUACUGUGGAUUUGCAUGGGCUUUUGGUUGAACUGUAUCUGAAUUGACAUCCUUCAAAAUUGGCAAUUAUCAGGGGUUUUGUUGUUGGUUUUGCGUUCAAGAUAAAACUCUGGUUUAUUGGUGGGAGCAUUUUUAGAAUAUGAUGAUAUCUAAAUAAAUUGGAUCGAUGUGUGGCCCGCGGUCACAUGAAUUGUAUAUUAGGAAAAUUUAUUUCAAGCUUUUGACAGAACAAA